Messenger RNA from Carcharodon carcharias (great white shark), 3003 nucleotides. It is a transcript of the gene gata6, whose product is annotated as GATA binding protein 6. Gene Ontology annotation, molecular function: RNA polymerase II cis-regulatory region sequence-specific DNA binding; zinc ion binding; DNA-binding transcription factor activity, RNA polymerase II-specific. Gene Ontology annotation, biological process: epithelial cell differentiation; positive regulation of transcription by RNA polymerase II; negative regulation of transcription by RNA polymerase II. Bases 482 to 1975 code for a protein of 497 amino acids. The record is from RefSeq and is a predicted model, not a curated record. The transcript has 7 exons. NCBI's taxonomy places the organism in Eukaryota, Metazoa, Chordata, Chondrichthyes, Lamniformes, Lamnidae. Gene Ontology annotation, cellular component: nucleus.
UAUCUGUUAUAGUUCUUAUCUCGGAGUUAUCUUACUCUAGUCUGGCGUAACUAAGACAUAUUACUUACUGUUCGUUUUGGGCCUAUCUCUAUCGAUGUGUGGUUUCUGUAAUUUCUGACGAACUUAUCUUUAGAAACCUCAGCGCUUUCGCUACUAUAGCGAACUCAUUACUUUCGCGUUUGCAAGUUGCCGAUUCGGACUCGAUCAGUUCCGUCGAUGUCCCUGGUUGUUAACAGGGACUUGUAAGGACAGGUCAAAUCGUUUUAAUGUCGUUGCCUACCUUAAUAUCACUUUAUAAAUUUAUAUAUUUAAAUAACACUGUGUCGGGAGCAACGGGGUUACUGCCAGAAACCAGGUCGCAGAAUGUUUCGUCACUCGCUCGCCUUGUGGACUCGGUUAAGAAGGAGUGCGAAUGAUUGUUUAAAGCUAACAUUUAAAGGCAGAGUUUGCGAUGGUUUAGAUUGGGAUCGCGUAAAAAUCAAUGUAUGUAAACCAGGACCCCAUUUUAGUGGUUGGAUUCCUGAGAACCUGGAUGGACCUGAAUGAACCCGACUGGUCAAACGUGGCAAAGCACCUAACGUCAAACGGGCUGAGCUCACCGGCUGAGCAGCCUUACCUAAAGUUUGUUGGUCGACACCACAGUGGAGGAGAGGGAAGCUCGGGAUCAGAAGAAAGCUUGAGACUAGCGGGUCCCACGGUUACCAACCUGGACACUAAUAGGAAUCACCCUGUGCAGGGGAGGUCAGUAGACGCCUACGUCCCCUUUAGCCACAGCUCGGAAGAGCUUGCAACCUUUAUAACGGAUCUGGAUCAAACAGGCAAACUGUUCCUUUCCAGGGGAAUAAAGAGGGAAUUUGUGACACAUCCAUCUAUUGAAAUGUACCAAAGCUUGCCUGUGGCAGCUGCCCAGGGUCCUAGUACCUACCCUCAUGAUGUUCCUAACAACUUCAUGCACUCCAGUACAAGUUCUCCCGUCUAUGUACCUACCACCAGGGUCAGCUCCAUGAUCCAGACCAUCCCUUAUCUCCAGGGCAGCGGAUCGAGCCAACAGAGUCACCCCGUUACUAACCAUUCGGCCUGGACUCAGCCGGCCACAGAAAGCUCAACCUACAGCUCCAGCAGCCCUCACCAUAUGGUUUCCAGCAGAUUCUCCUUCUCCCCGAGCCCACCAAUUUCAAAUGGAGCUGCCCGAGAUUCCGGCUACAGUAACAGUCUGAAUAUGAAUGGCAGAGAUCAAUACACUAGUCCUCUGACCAGGCCUCUUAAUGGAUCUUACCCCAGCCCUUACACUUCUUACGUUGGGCCACAGUUGACUUCGGCCUGGACAGCAACAGGAUCUUUUGAAAACUCAAUGCUGCACAGCUUGCAGAGCAGACCCACAGCUCUACCUGUCCGGGGACCCAAUGGAGAACUGUUGGACGAGCUGUCCGAAGCCCGGGAGUGCGUCAACUGUGGCUCCAUGUCCACUCCCCUGUGGCGGCGUGAUGGCACCGGUCAUUACUUGUGCAACGCUUGCGGUUUGUACCAUAAGAUGAACGGACUGAGCCGACCCCUUAUCAAACCUCAGAAGAGAAUGUCUUCAUCCAGGCGGAUUGGCCUGGCUUGUGCCAACUGUCACACAACGACCACUACAUUGUGGCGCCGGAAUGCAGAAGGCGAGCCAGUCUGCAAUGCUUGUGGGCUUUACAUGAAACUUCAUGGGGUACCACGGCCUCUGGCAAUGAAGAAAGAAGGAAUCCAGACUCGAAAAAGAAAACCUAAGAAUUUAAACAAGUCCAAGAGCACUUCAAGCACAAGUAAUACAGUCACAAUGACUCCAUCUUCAUCAUCGUCUUCUACAUCUAAUCAGGAGGAGAUACCCAGAGUGAAAAGUGGUUCACCCCCUGGCCAGACCACAGUCGUAACUUCAGGGGACUAUCAACCCUUCCAGCAGCCAAUGUGGACUGAUGAUGAACAGCUCCAUGGAGUCAGAUAACAGCACAUCUCUGAACAUAAUUUCUUCCCUAUCUCCAAGGAAAGGCACAUCCUCCAGCAGCCAGUAAAGCUGCCUGUUUAUUUUGGAUCCAUUUAGUUUUAUUUAACAAAAAGCUGUCAUGAGUAUUUUCAGAAUGCAGAUGAUCCAUAUGCCAAAAUGUAUGCAAAGAAACAGCUGAGGCAUGUUCAAUGCUGUAGUCAAGUGUAAUCUAACAUUACCUAAUUUUUGCCAAAAUGAGCAACGGUAAUGAGCCUCCCACAUUACUGUUUAAGCUUGUUCCCUCAACGAUUCUAAAGGAAUCAAAUUAUGUUUGAAAUGACACACAGACGAUGAAGGUUAGUUAAUGCAAUGCAAAUUCUGAAAGUUCCCAUUGCAGUCAUUGGCUUCAUACUGGUCAAUGUUUUAGAGACAGGGUAACAAGCGGAUGUAUUCUUCCACAUUUUAACAACUUCAUUGUACAAAACGAAAUGCAAUUAGUAUUGCAGAAAUCAGUAUUAAAUCAAAAUGGUUCAAAAUUAAACAACCUUCUAGCAAUGAAUGUAAACCUUCUAAGUUAAUGGUACUUGUAUAAUUUAAAGGUGAUAGUUAAGUCAGUAUCUGCAACAGGAUACUUUAUUCAUUUUCUGUGUUUUAAGAAUCAUCCGUAUCUGUGUUUUAAGAAUCAUCUGUAUAGUCCUUUUGGUAGUUUGGGAAAAGAAACAUUAUGUUAAGAACAAAUUUCCUCUCAGGUAAAUUCGUUAUUGCAUUACAUUUUGUAAGUUUUGUAAAAAAAAACACAAAAAUAUUGCCUGGCUAUAGGCUAAAUAUAUGCAAGACGAAAUGAAAUGCAAACUUUACUACCUAUGUGAUGAAAUGUAAAUAUUUUUCUGAAACAAUUGUCCGAGGAUUGUUUGGCUUUGAUGAUGCAAAAUGUAUAAAAAAGACAAACUGGUGUUUAGACCGGUACAUGCAUUUUUCAAGGUGUAUGUCAUUGCUUGUAUUGUUAUUUGUUUCUUGAAAACAGAUUAAAAGGUGUCCUUUUUCGAAAA